Molecule: messenger RNA, 1768 nt
Organism: Aspergillus pseudonomiae
Lineage: Eukaryota; Fungi; Ascomycota; Eurotiomycetes; Eurotiales; Aspergillaceae
Gene: lys1
Product: saccharopine dehydrogenase (NAD+, L-lysine-forming)
Exons: 9
Coding region: 550-1668 (372 amino acids)
Cellular component (GO): cytoplasm
Molecular function (GO): saccharopine dehydrogenase (NAD+, L-lysine-forming) activity
Source: RefSeq, a predicted model, not a curated record
UCACAUACGUUUUUCACUCUACGUCCCUCUUGAUCCAGUUGUCUAGCAGGUCCAAUGUAUGCGCAAAACUCUAUGUUCGCUAGCUAAGUUCUAUUUCUCCGGAUCUUGUAAAGCUCUAGCUUGUGAAUGAACCGAUUUUCUAUAAUGCUACAUGGAACCAGCUAUUGCCUGGGAAAAAUUGAAAUAGAUGUUCUUUCUUCUAGAGACAAUGACAUGAUGUAGAAGGGAAUGAAUGAAUGGUGAUGAUAUGGCCUGCUUAGUAGACUUAUAGAAACUGGCAGUAUCAUUAACCUUCAAUCUUCGGGGAUGCCCACGGUCCCACAAAGUACUACCGACAUCGGCUAAGACUCUCUGGGUUGAGUCACCACUCCCGGAGCGGGAGAACAUCCGAUGUCCCUCCCCCACUAUCACUAGACGGGAAAGUCUGUGUCAUACCCAUGAGAUAAACUAUCUACUAUCUUUAUAAGCAUACGCUGGGCAAUUGUGAAAUUCUUCAUUUUCUCUCCGCAACAUAUCGGUCGGGGAACUGUCAAUUGACCUUCACAUACAAUGUCUUCCAACAAGAUCUGGCUUCGUGCUGAAACCAAGCCCGCCGAGGCUCGGUCUGCUUUGACCCCAACUACUGCCAAGGCUCUUAUGGAUGCUGGCUAUGAAGUGACUGUAGAACGCUCUACACAGCGAAUCUUCGAUGAUGAGGAAUUCGCAAAGAUUGGUGCCCCACUAGUUGAGGAGGGAUCCUGGGCCAAGGAUGCUCCCAAGGAUGCAUACGUUUUGGGUCUCAAGGAACUGCCCGAGGACGAUUUUCCUCUUGAACACGUCCAUAUUACCUUUGCCCACUGCUACAAGAAACAGGGAGGCUGGGAGAAGGUUCUCAGCCGGUGGCCUCGUGGAGGCGGAACCCUCUUGGAUUUGGAGUUCCUCACUGAUGAAGUUGGACGGAGAGUUGCUGCUUUCGGCUGGUCGGCCGGUUAUGCCGGUUCCGCAUUGGCCGUGAAGAACUGGGCUUGGCAAUUGACUCAUCCUGAGGGCGAGCCUUUGCCCGGUGAGGUUCCGUACGCUAACCAGGAGCUCCUGACUCAGUCCGUGAAGGAGUCCCUGGAAGCUGGCAAGAAGCAAUCCGGCCGGUCCCCCAAGAUUCUUGUCAUCGGAGCUCUUGGACGUUGCGGCAGCGGUGCUGUACAACUUGCCAAGGAUGUUGGUAUCCCCGAAUCUGAUAUCAUCCAGUGGGAUAUCGAGGAGACGAAGAAGGGCGGUCCUUUCCAGGAGAUUGUCGACGCAGAUAUCUUCGUCAACUGCAUCUAUCUUUCCAGCGAGUCUAUUCCCGCAUUUGUCAACGUUGCAUCUCUCUCUACCCCUAACCGCCGUUUGUCUGUCAUUUGUGACGUGAGCGCUGAUACCACUAACCCCAACAACCCUAUUCCCGUGUACGAUAUUACCACCACUUUUGACAAGCCCACAGUGCCUGUCACCCUGCCGGCGGGAACGCAAGGCCCCCCUCUUAGCGUGAUCAGUAUCGACCAUCUCCCCUCGCUUCUCCCUCGUGAAAGCUCCGAGAUGUUCAGUCAAGCACUGCUUCCUAGUCUGUUGCAGUUGAAGGAUCGGAAGAACGCUCGCGUCUGGACGCAAGCAGAAGAUCUGUUCCAGAAGAAGGUUGCCACUUUGCCAUAGAUAAUUUCGAACAAAAAGCAAUUUGGCAGGGAAUUCUGCGUACGGUCUCCAGCGAUGCUGUGGAACGGUUCAUGAAAAAGUCUAUCUAUAUACCAUGUCG